Cyprinodon variegatus (sheepshead minnow) is the source of this 711-nucleotide messenger RNA. RefSeq names its product probable G-protein coupled receptor 34. The record is from RefSeq and is a predicted model, not a curated record. Gene Ontology annotation, molecular function: G protein-coupled purinergic nucleotide receptor activity. Gene Ontology annotation, biological process: G protein-coupled receptor signaling pathway. Lineage: Eukaryota; Metazoa; Chordata; Actinopteri; Cyprinodontiformes; Cyprinodontidae. Bases 103 to 567 code for a protein of 154 amino acids. The transcript has a single exon. Gene Ontology annotation, cellular component: membrane.
UUUUUCUUUUUUAGAUGUUUCCACUACAGGAAGACAGACGUAAGGAAAGCCUCCAUCAGACUCUUCAUAGUGGUUGUCUUCUGGCUGAUCUUCACUGCUCUCAUGGUUUCCUAUGGAAAGAUCGGCCAGAAGCUCCUAAAGAGAUCCCAUCAGAAUUCAAAUCUGCCUAAUGCGUCCCACUACAGCCGAAUCGCCAGGAAGUCCUUCUUCAUCCUGUUCGUGUUCAUCGUCUGCUUCGUUCCGUACCACAUUUUCCGAGGGUUUUACAUAAAAACCCAGAUCACAGAGAGCAGCUGUUACUGGAGGAACCUGGCUGAUAAAUUCAAUGAGAUUUCUCUGGUCUUCUCUGCUUUGAACAGCUGCCUGGACCCCAUCAUGUUCUUUCUGCUGUCCGCCUCAGUGAGGAGGGAGGUGCGGCGCUUCAUGAACAGCAUGUUUCGAACCCGGGUCAGCAGUGAAGCCAGUGGGGGGAACACCACCUCAGAACUAGACAGCAGGAGACCUUCAAAGGACCCCAUGGUCAGAAACCUCACUGAGAGGGAAGAACGUUCAUGCAGCUCUAACUGAGCCCAGAGACGGCUCAGGGUGGUCCACCUUUGACCUGAAGACACCAUGGGGUCACCAUGGACAAGUCCAAAGGACAGGGUCACCAUGGACAAGUCCAAAGGACAGGGCCACCACGGACAAGUCCAAAGGACAGGGCCACCACGG